Messenger RNA from Rhizophagus irregularis DAOM 181602=DAOM 197198, 633 nucleotides. RefSeq lists its product as uncharacterized. Gene Ontology annotation, cellular component: cytoplasm. Lineage: Eukaryota; Fungi; Glomeromycota; Glomeromycetes; Glomerales; Glomeraceae. The record is from RefSeq and is a predicted model, not a curated record.
AUGUCACAAACUCCAAGUUCAAAUGCUGGUCUGCAUGAUAUAAUUAUGGAAGAAUCUCCUCCUGCGUAUACACCAUAUCCAAAUUCAGGAGAGCAGUCAAUGGCAUUUGGCCCAAAUCGACCUUUUGGUAAUAAUGCAACACAAAAUACUCCUCAACAACAACAGAAUAAUUAUCAAACAACUUCAAACCAGAAUACAUAUCAACCACAACCACAAUUUCAUCAACCACAAUUCCAUCAACCACAAUUUCAUCAACCACAAUUUCGUCAACCACAAUUUCAUCAACCACCAUUACAUCAACCACUUUUGCAAAAUUACAACCCUCAAUAUCAUGGUUAUAAUAAUAAUUUAGCUCAUGGGGUUACAAGACCUAUUAAUACUGCUAUUCCUAUCAAUACUCAAGUUAUUACAACACCUUUUCGUUAUAUAACAAAUCAAAUCAAUCAAUUUGCUUCAACAAGAGUUAAUAACGAUUUUGUACAAAUGGCACGUCCACAAAAUAAUGUAAUAUAUGUAAAGCCCGGUGAUCCUUCAAUUGGAGGAUUUUUAUGUCCAAAAUGUCAAGGAUUAGGAAAAUUAAGCAAUAAGCAAUUAUGUAAUAAAUGUCAGGGUAUUGGAAGACUUUUCAAUUAA